Cucurbita moschata (crookneck pumpkin) is the source of this 1253-nucleotide messenger RNA. RefSeq names its product peroxidase 17. Gene Ontology annotation, biological process: response to oxidative stress; hydrogen peroxide catabolic process. The transcript is spliced from 3 exons. The record is from RefSeq and is a predicted model, not a curated record. Bases 117 to 1088 code for a protein of 323 amino acids. Lineage: Eukaryota; Viridiplantae; Streptophyta; Magnoliopsida; Cucurbitales; Cucurbitaceae. Gene Ontology annotation, molecular function: peroxidase activity; heme binding.
ACUGAGCUUGCGUCCAGAAGUAGCUCAAAGCUUUUGAUGCUGCUGCUAUAAAAGGAUCUACUCGGUUGCCAUAUCGGAAGAAUUGCAUUCCCAACGCGCAACCACUACCCAAAAGCAUGUUCUCUCUCUUCCUCCUCCCUCUCUUCUUCCACUUCCCAUCUGUUUCUCCGCCCAAACUCCGCCCCGAUUACUACGCCGAGUCAUGCCCUCACGCGGAAUCCAUCGUCCGGACUGUGAUGCACAAAGCUCUGAUCAGUGAGCCUCGAAGUGUUGCCUCUGUUAUGCGCUUCCAAUUUCAUGAUUGCUUUGUUAAUGGCUGUGAUGCUUCUAUGUUGCUGGAUGAUACGCCGACGAUGCUUGGAGAGAAACUCUCUCUCUCGAACAUUAAUUCGCUUAGAUCUUAUGAAGUUGUUGAUGAAGUGAAGGAGGCGUUGGAGAAGGCCUGUCCUGGAAUCGUCUCGUGUGCAGAUAUCAUUAUCAUGGCGUCUAGAGAUGCCGUUGCUCUAACAGGCGGCCCCAACUGGACAGUGAGAUUAGGUAGGCUGGACAGCUUAACAGCAAGCCAAGAGGACUCAAACCAGAUCAUGCCAAGUCCAAGAGCCAAUGCAAGCUCUCUCAUUGACCUCUUCAACAAAUACAACUUAUCUGUUAAAGAUCUGGUUUCUCUGUCAGGUUCCCACUCCAUCGGCCAAGGCCGAUGUUUCUCAAUCAUGUUUCGGCUCUACAACCAGUCUGGUACUGGGAGGCCAGACCCGGCCAUCGAGCCGGGCUUCAGAGAAGAGCUCUUUAAGCAAUGCCCUCAAGGUGGGGACGAAAAUGUCACAAUGAACCUUGACUCUACACCUUAUAUUUUUGACAAUCGGUACUUCAAGGACUUGGUUGGUGGGAGAGGGUUCUUGAAUUCUGAUGAAACUCUCUAUACAUCUGCUGCAACUCGAAGGUAUGUGAGGUACUUCAGCAAAAACCAAAGUGCGUUUUUUAACGCAUUCGUGGAGGGUAUGCUGAAGAUGGGUGACUUGCAGUCUGGCCGCCCGGGGGAGGUUAGAAGGAAUUGUAGAGUAGCCAAUGGCCAGUCUGUGAUCAUAUAACAUGGCCAGUCUGUGACCAUAUAACAUAGCCCCAACCGGAUUAGCAUGUAUUAUAUCCUUUGAACUUGAAGGUUAAAAUAUCUAUUAUCUUACAUUUAUUAGGCGUCAUCAUUUGUAAGAUAAAACAUGUAAAAAAAUUAUUUAUACUAAUUAUCAUCUUAAACA